Molecule: messenger RNA, 1118 nt
Organism: Sesamum indicum (sesame)
Lineage: Eukaryota; Viridiplantae; Streptophyta; Magnoliopsida; Lamiales; Pedaliaceae
Product: putative peroxidase 26
Biological process (GO): response to oxidative stress; hydrogen peroxide catabolic process
Molecular function (GO): peroxidase activity; heme binding
Source: RefSeq, a predicted model, not a curated record
ACACAAACUUAGAGAGAAUAUUUGGAAGUAGAAAAGAAUGGAUCAAAGAGAAGGGUGGAAUGUGAUGGCAAUAACCCUAGUAGUGGCUGUAGGGCUGAGCCUGUACGUGGGGCGGAUGCAGGCGGCGGUGACGCUGCCGCCGGAGUCCCGGCCGUUGAAGCGCCAAUUCUACAAGAAGCUGAACACUUGUGCUAAUGUGGAAGCCUUUGUGCAACAUCAAGUCAAGUUAUGGUGGGAUAAGGACAAGAGCAUCGCACCCAAGCUGCUCAAGAUCCUCUACGCAGAUUGCAUGAUUAACGGAUGUGAUGCGUCGAUCCUGCUAGACGGGCCUCACACGGAGAAAAAAGCGAUACAAGAUCUAAGCGUCGAUGGAUUUAGACUUAUCGACAAGAUUAAGACGGUAGUCGAUGACCGAUGCAAAGGACCGGUGGUUUCCUGUGCUGAUAUUCUUAACCUUGCUGUUCGGGACGCCCUUCAUCUGGCAGGGGCACCAGGUGCACCAUCAUAUCCAGUGUACCUGGGUAGAAGGGACGGUCUAGGGUCAAAUGCAGCAUGGGUGGAUCUACCAUCACCCUCAAUCUCUUCGGAAGGAGGCUUGGCAUAUUUCAGGUCCAAGGGUUUAGAUGCACAGGAUUAUGUCACACUCCUAGGAUCACAUACAAUAGGAAAAGCACACUGCUCAUACAUACGCAAUCGUCUCUACAACUUCAACAAAACCGGUAAACCAGAUCCAACAAUGAGCAAAUCCACGUUGGACAAACUCAGACGACAAUGCCCUUCAUCACUGAAGAAGGGCCAGGAGGAUCCGACGGUCUUUCUGACUGACAAGUACGGUCCUAAUUACACGUUCAGCAACGCCUACUACUCUAACGUACUAUCGAAAGAUUCAGUUCUUAGAGUUGAUCAGCAGCUACUGUUCAACAAGAACACAAGCCCAAAAGUGCUUGAGUAUGCGGGCAAAUUUGAGGAGUUCCGGCAGGGAUUUGCCCUAUCGAUGAGCAGGAUGGGAGGCCUCAAAGUUUUGACAGGAAAGCAAGGGGAGAUUCGCAGGAACUGCCGUUUCACAAACAAGAAUAAUCCCAAGAUCAAGUAGGACGGAUCUAUGGGUGAAGUGGGAA